Messenger RNA from Oryzias latipes (Japanese medaka), 2519 nucleotides. RefSeq names its product polyunsaturated fatty acid lipoxygenase ALOX8. NCBI's taxonomy places the organism in Eukaryota, Metazoa, Chordata, Actinopteri, Beloniformes, Adrianichthyidae. Gene Ontology annotation, molecular function: protein binding; oxidoreductase activity, acting on single donors with incorporation of molecular oxygen, incorporation of two atoms of oxygen; iron ion binding. The record is from RefSeq and is a predicted model, not a curated record. Gene Ontology annotation, biological process: lipid oxidation.
UAGGAUUUUUUUACUGAAAGUAAAAAUGACUCUGGAGUACCAAGUGACCGUUUCUACCGAGGACGUGGCCUUUGCUGGGACCAUAGAUGACGUGUACAUCACCCUGGUGGGCCAGGAUGGCAGCAGCAAACACGUGAAGCUGGAUAAAAGCAAGUUUGCCUUCCAUAAAGGAGAUGUAUCCACCUUCACUGUGACCUGCUCUGAAGACCUGGGACAGCUGCUGGAGAUCCAUCUUGAAAAACAGGGAGGCAUCAUCAUCAAAGACAGUUGGCUCCCUGCAAAGGUGGAGGUGGAGUCUCCUGAUGGAAAAGUCUACAGUUUUCCCAUCUACCACUGGUUAACAGACAGCAAGAAGCACUUCUUCAGGGAGGGGGCAGCUGUGCUGGACUUCCAGGAGACAAAUCCUCAGAUGAUCAAGACGAGGAAGAAGGAGCUGAAGAAUAAGAAGAAUCUCUACAGGUGGGCCGUUUACAAAGAGGGAACUCCCCUCUGCAUGGAGGCAGAUACCCUGAAGUCUCUGCCCCCGGAUGACCGCUACCCCUUCACCAGGGAACUGGAGUUUGGCUUCACAGCAGUGGCAGCGCUGGCAAAGCUGGGUUUGGAGGCGUGGUCUCAUUGUAUAGACAAGUGGAACAGCAUGAGCGACAUUGAAAAGCUUUUCGAGUGUCACGUGACCUCCAUGUCAGAUUACGCCAUGAAGCACUGGAGGGAGGACGCCUUCUUUGGCUACCAGUUUCUAAAUGGAGUGAACCCGAUGAUGAUCCAACGCUGUAAAACUCUCCCAUCAAAGUUUCCUGUUCCCUCGAACAUGACCUUCAGCAAGUCUCAGCUCACUCUGCGGACUGAAAUGAUGAAAGGAAACAUCUUUCUGUGCGACUACAACAUUCUGGAUGGGGUGGAAACAAACACCAUCAAUGGGAGGAAGCAGUUUCUAGCAGCUCCCUUGGUCCUGCUCCACAAGAAUGAAGAUGAUGAGAUGAUGCCUAUUGCCAUUCAGCUAAAACAGAAACCAGGAAAGGACAACCCCAUCUUCUUCCCCACGGAUUCAGAGUAUGACUGGCUGUUGGCAAAGACGUAUGUGAAGAGCGCAGACUCCAACCUGCAUGAGCUCAACUUUCACCUGCUGCGCACUCACCUGCUGGCUGAGGUGUUUGCGGUUUCUCUGCAGCGCAACCUUCCCAGAGUUCACCCUGUUUACAAGCUCCUUAUCCGUCACACACGCUACACCCUGCAGAUCAAUUUCUUGGCUCGAAAGUCGCUCAUCUCAGAGAGUGGAACUAUUACCCGGUACACAGCAUCUGGUGGAAAGGGCAUGCUGACCCUCUUGGACAGGAGUGUCUCCUCCUUGACCUACAGAUCCCUCUGCAUACCUGAUGACAUUGCUGAUCGCGGCCUGGAAGAUGUGCCCAACUUCUACUACAGGGACGAUGGGCUGAAGCUGUGGAACAUCAUGCACAGGUUUGUACACGACAUCCUCAGCUUCUACUACAAGAACGAUGGCAUGGUCCAGAAUGAUGCUGAGCUGCAGAACUGGAUCCAGGAGAUCUUUGAAAAUGGCUUUCUGAGACGCAGUGAGACCGGAAUCCCACAGAAGUUCACCACUGUGGCUGAGCUGGUCAAGUUUGUUACCAUGGUGAUGUUCACCUGCUCUGCACAGCAUGCCGCUGUUAACACUGGACAGUAUGACCUCUACGGCUGGAUGCCCAAUGGCCCCUCCACCAUGCAGGAACCCCCUCCAACCCAGAAGGGUAAAGCAGAUGAAGCCAGAUUCCUGUCCACUCUACCAGAUGUUCAGACUACAGUACACAUUUUGGCUACCAUCUGGCUGCUCAGUAUGCAGUCCUCUGACGCGCGAUACCUUCAUGAGUUUGUAGAGGAGCAUUUCACCGAGGACUUUCCGAAGUACAAGGUCACCAUGUUCCAGGGAGAUCUCAUUAAGCUCAGUGAAGACAUCAAGAGCAGAAAUGAAAAUCUGAGGUUGCCGUACACCUUUCUGGACCCAAAGCUGGUGGAGAACAGUGUAGCCAUUUGAACUCUGAGAAACCAGUUUGUUUCCACAAAUGGAGAGGCUUCAAUUAAGACUUAGAAACUAAAGUAGCCGUUUUUAUUUUUCACAGGUCUUUGCACAUCCACACAUUCCUACAUUUUUCUGAGUUAGCUUUCGGAAUUCCUACAUAAGAAUUUAAUUUUUCCGUGUUUUUGUGUAUGUGACAAUAAACUUGAUUCUUUCAUUCUAUCACAAAUAUUAAGAACAGAGACUACUUUGAUGGUAAUCAUGGUGGAUUGGUGUUCUAAGAAACAUUUAGAAGUGCAUCUGAUGUACUAACAGUUUGUUCAGGAUGUUUUGUGUCUUUUCUUAAAGACAGCUAGGACAGGCUCCACCCACUGAGAAACAGGGAUUAACGGAUGAAUAUUCGACAUAAAUGACCCCCCAUUCCAUCACCAAUUUCUUAUGGGUCAUGUACUUAUUAUUGAAUCUGUUCUUCUCUGUAAAUGCUAAAACAAUAAACUAAUUAAAC